GAAUUGAUUUUAAAAUCAGAACGAUAGAACUGGAUGGAAAGAAAAUUAAGCUUCAAAUAUGGGACACAGCGGGUCAGGAGAGAUUUCGAACCAUCACGACAGCCUACUACAGAGGAGCCAUGGGAAUUCUGCUGGUGUAUGACAUCACAAACGAAAAGUCCUUUGACAAUAUUAAAAAUUGGAUCAGAAACAUUGAAGAGCACGCCUCUUCAGAUGUGGAAAGAAUGAUCCUGGGUAACAAAUGUGAUAUGAAUGACAAAAGACAAGUGUCAAAAGAAAGAGGGGAGAAGUUAGCAAUUGACUAUGGGAUUAAAUUCUUGGAGACAAGUGCAAAAUCCAGUACGAAUGUAGAAGAGGCAUUUUUUACACUUGCACGAGAUAUAAUGACAAAACUCAACAGAAAAAUGAAUGACAGCAAUUCAUCAGGGGCAGGUGGACCAGUGAAAAUAACAGAAAACCGAUCAAAGAAGACCAGUUUCUUCCGUUGCUCGCUACUUUGAUGGACUCUUUCUGAGAGACUGCAGCACACCUAGAGGACCCUUUCCUGCUUCUCUGAAAGCACAGGUCACCAAGCCUCAGAAUCGUCCCGCCCAGCUGCUACUGAGAGCACUGUUGAACCUAGACCUCCCGACACAGAACGUGCAGUGGAUUCCAGCCUCACGGCCCAUCAAGACAACUGGCUUCUUUUUUCAAAUGUGGAAGCAAUGAAGUGGAGACACGUGCCGGACUUAACUUGUUUUUCCUUUGUUUUAUUGUGUGUUGCAGAAGCUGCUGUCUUUCUUUUUCUCACUUUGCACAUCAGUGUUAGCCUUCCCGUGUUACAGCACAAUCUGAGAUUCAUAUCUGCACACUUUUGUCUGGUGAGGUUCUAGACAAAUUUGUGCGUUUGGGGACGUUUAAAAAAAAGAGUGGAACGUUUAAAGCAGAGGAUAAUAUGCUAAAAUUAAAGGACGUUUGGUCUGGUUCAUAUGGCCAAAUGUUAUUGCAUUGAUAGCAUUCAUUUAAGGGCUUUGAUUUUUCUUAAGUAAGAGUCAUUAAAUUCGGAUAAAAUUUAUCUUCAAAAUUCAUGAAGAUACCCAUCUAUUCAUCAAAGACCACAGUGUCUUUGUUCAGAUUGUUUAGAGUUUUGCUUCAUUCCUGCCCUUUCUGCCUGAGUCUGGGUAGCUGAGUAAAUCACUUUUUCAGUUGAUUACCUCUGCCUAAUCUCCUGAAACUGUGUUUGGAAAUGACCUUAAUGUCACUUUUCUUGAGGUUUGUUUUUGCUCUUCUUUCCUGUGUUUGACCUGUUGUAAUCACUCAGUUAUCUAAAACAUAACAUUUGAACUUUGUUGUCUAAAUGUCAACUUCAUGAACUGAAAUUUUACAUAUGCAGAGAGAUGGACCAUUUAAGGUUUUAUUUCAACAUCUAAUAGUUCUGUCACAUCAGGCUACAUAAUUUGUUUUUUCUUAGAUUCACUCCUUCCCUUGCUGGGUUAGUAGUAAUUCUUAACAGAAUCCCUGUCGGCAAGAGUUAACAGGUUAGACUGAGAUUUCGUUCACAGAAAGCUUACCUACAGGGAGAGAGGUUGACCUGCGGACAUCAGUUUCAUAGAGAUAGCUCUUGGUAUGGUGAAAGUAAUGAUUUUUGUUCUGUUUUUAUUUGGGCCUUUUUUUUUUUUUUUUUUUUUUUUUCAGUGUGAGUAAUUAGACCUAGUGCAGCCUCUAGGAAAAGUCUUGCCUUUUCAUUUGAGAAAUUAUGAGCACAGUUUCAGUUUUACAGCAGCUGUUGUUGAAUGUGUAGAACCCAGUUCCAUCUGUUCAGGUUUGUUGUUACAGAACUUGGUCCAGCCAUUUGGGCCAAAGCCAACCAAAAGCUUAGCUGCCUUUCUCACCGCACACUGGUACUGGCAUGCUUUCUAUAGAUGAAACCGUCACAUAAGGAAAAAAGGUAUUUAGUGAUAACUUAUGUGCCAAAUUCCUUGCUGUUAUUCUAGCCUUCAGUGUCAUAACACAGAAUGGAGUAAUAAAGAGGUAAUUCAGGAAUAAUAAUUCUGCUUCCUGUUAGGCCUGUUUCGUUUCACAAAGGCUACCACCAUGCUUGAUAGUUAAGACUGGGAGAGGAACGUGGAAAUGGCUUGCUCGUUACCACAGAGAAUUCUGCUCCAGGUUAAGGUGUAUCACGAGAACGCUUGGACCAGUCAACCUUUCCUGCUUGUUUGAAAACUUUCGUACAAUUUCCCGGCGGGAAAUAUACCAGAGCUGUUUUUGAUGGGUACACUAAACGUAUUGUUCACAAAUUCCAGCCUUCUUGAUUUUUUUUUUUUUUUUUUUUUUUGGUACUUACCUAUAGGCCUAAAGGCACCUGUUGGUGUCUCAGUAUAAUCAGUAGUUCCUUGAUUGAAAGUUGACUGUAAGUCUACCAUCUUAAAAUUAGAUAUCUUUCUGGAAUGAAAAAAAUAGUUUCUUAAAAACAUCUUGUAUUCACUAAUUUUCUGAAAAAGAUCUCAGCAGUUAAGCUUUCUGGAUGGUAACGAAGUGAUUUCUAGAAGGCAAGUGCUAUGACACCAUGUAUGAAUGUAAUUUUCUUAGUAAUUUACCUCUGACUCUUUGGUGUCUUAACACUUUGGUUUAUAUCUCAGGGGUUGUCUGCAAACCAAAACUGACAUAUUCUGUGGUUAGCCUUUUUUUUUUUUUUUUCCCCUCAACAGAAUGCUUUGCUUUUUUUUUUUUUUUUCUUCUUCUCUCUUCUCUUGUCUUCUAUGUCUUAAUACCUAGUCUCCAUGAACUUCCCUUUGAGAGAGCCCUAUACAGAUUAGAUGAGUCUAGAAGUGCUCUUUGAAGUAGCAGCGAACCGGGGGUAUAUACUCUGUUAUAUAGAAAUAAAUCGUCCUUGCUAUUUUCUUAUAUUUAGCUUUGCUACAUUGUAUAUAAUUUGAGCUAAGACUGUAGGAAAUUCACUUUUCUGCAUGGUAAAACGCCCCAAUAAAUAUUCCCCUUUGCUUAAUAAUGUACAUAUAGUGCAUUAUUUUUUCUAUUUGUAGAUGAAUUUAGUGACAGAUAAUUGUCUGUUCCCUGCUGAAACUGAAGAAACCUAGUUUUGUGUGAACCUUUUUCUGUGGUCUUAUGGAUAAGGUACAUGAAGAUUUUUUGCAGCAGUGUUAGUGGUUCGGGGGCUGCAUUUUAUUAUCAGCGUGCUAAUUUUUGACAGGAACGGGACUACACCUUUUCAAGUAAGCGUCUGAGGGUAUCAGACGAUGAAAAUGUGCUGUAACUAAGUAGCAUGUAAGUCAGUUGAUUGUAAACCGUUUCACUGGGAACUGAUUUUAGCUAUAUUUUACUUCAGACAGAUGAUGAGAAAAUAACCCACCUGUGCAUCAGUUAGAAGGUGCUCAGGGUUUCUUACUCUUCACAUGAACAUUCUGUGCAGUCUUUGUUAUAAAUUUCCAGAAGACUAUACUCUUUACUUUGAAGGACUAUUUUUUAAUUAUACCUCAUUUAGCUAACUAGUAUUCUAAUACCUGGUAGAAAAACAGUGAGCCAGUCUUUAAGCAUCCGGCAUAAUUUAGACUGUUUUGAACUAAAGGCAUCAUUGGAAAAGGUAGGAGGUAGUUUAGUUUAGGAUAGAACAUACAUGUCAUAUCCAGUAGUGCAAAAGAAGUAUUAUCUUCCUGUCUCCAUUAACAAACUUAGCUGUGCAAUAUAGAUAAAUGUUUGCAGAAAUUUCUAAAUAAGAGAUUAUAACUCCACUGUACAGGUUCUGAAUGCUGAGAAUCUGUAUUAAGGCUUAUACAGUUUUCCCUGUGAACAGUGAUACAUGGAAGCAGACUUUUCUAGCUCAUGUCUUAGAUUUCUUUAUAAAUUUAGUUCCUAAUCUUUAAAGAUGAGCUUCUAAGCUUGACAUUUUAAAACAGCAUUUCAUUAUGUUGGUUUACUUAUCUCAAAUUUUAAGCACCAUUUCUGCUGUCAGGUUUUUAAGAAUUUUUCUUGUAACAGGACGUUCCUUUCUCCUUCUUGUUAUAUCCAAAGAAGGGGGUGAGAGAAUGUCUAAAAAUGAAAUUCUUGUCCUAGAGGGACCCCGAGGGACAAGAUAAUGCUAAUAAAAUGUCAAAUGCUAGCACAAUUUUACAGUAGAAUCAGUCUUUUUUCAGACUAAUAAAUUUAAUGGCUGUCAUGUUUACUAUGAAAAAAAUCGAAGUGACUGAAAUUUACAGAAAUGAAAAUUAGCAAACAAUUAUUUUAGGGAUAUUUUCAAAUUUUACUUCAUUUUUUGAAAUGCUUGUGUCAUACGCAAUUGCAUUUCUUAUUGCCAAGAACUAAUAGAACUUCUUGUUUUAUUUCUUAGCUUUUUUUAAAAUGUGAAUUUAAUUAUUAUAAUUCAUUCCUAUGGCCUUACAGAUGGGUUUUAUUUUGUUUGCGGCUGACACUGUUCCUUUAAUGCAAAAUACUAUAAUCUAUUUGACUAAAAUCAUGCCCCUAGUGGGAAAUACCUAGUUUUUCCAUAUAAUUAUCCUACUGUGUAUGUUUCAGCAUAUUUCACUUUUGCUCCAAUGGCUUAAUGUGAAAAAGUUCCCGCAGAUGAAGUGGACCUGUCAUGUGCUUAAUCUUCUUUAAGCCAGUUCAUCAAUUGUGUACUGAUACUGAUGCUGUGUUUUCUUUUUUAAAGAAAAAAUGGAUUUUAUUCCAGGUGAACUUUUUUUUACAAUAAUGUUCGUCUAAAAUAAAAACUACAUGAUGAAAAUA
This is a messenger RNA of Camelus dromedarius (Arabian camel), 4719 nucleotides long. It is a transcript of the gene RAB8B, whose product is annotated as RAB8B, member RAS oncogene family. Gene Ontology annotation, molecular function: GTP binding; GTPase activity. Lineage: Eukaryota; Metazoa; Chordata; Mammalia; Artiodactyla; Camelidae. Gene Ontology annotation, cellular component: trans-Golgi network transport vesicle; plasma membrane; synaptic vesicle. Gene Ontology annotation, biological process: Golgi vesicle fusion to target membrane; regulation of exocytosis; protein secretion. The record is from RefSeq and is a predicted model, not a curated record.